GGAAAAGUGUGGAAGCGUGGAAACUAUGGACGGGUAGCUUUAACCGCAUAUUAAUAAAUUGAUCAUCAUCGUGUCGGUUGCUGAACCCCAACUCCUACACCUCUAAUAGGCAUGGAUCCCUCAAGUCAAUCCGGCGUGUGGUGUCACUUACAAAAAGAAAGGCCAAGCCUCCAUUUCUCUUUUCAAUUGAAUUUUCUAUCAAAGUCGCUGCCGUGUGACUACAUGUGUAACCUGUCAACGGUUUAAACCUGGAAUCGAAAACGCAUGUUUAAUUCGUAUCUCCUUUCCAUCCUCACUUUAAGUCACCCCACUACUAGAUAAAACGACGUGCUACAAAUUUCUUCACUCUAGCUUGGCGUUCCUUACAUAUUUGGAGCCCUCUGCCUUCAGUAACCCGAGUGCCAAGAAAAAAAAAACCCAAACCUACUACACCUGUAGCUUCAGCUAUCCACCUACCCGCCGACGUAUCAGCUACACCCUUACAAGCAUCCCGACGAUUUCAUCACUACUACCACACCAACAACGCUAUCGCAGAAGUUAUUUGAACGAAGAAGGUUAGAACAAAAACUUGGGCAUUUUUAGAUAAGGAAAACCAGCAACCCACCAUGAAAGGAUCGACGCCAGCUUUAUUUGCCUACGCCUUCGUAGCCUUGGCUUUCGCAGCACCGAUAAAUACGCUUGAAAAGACCCCGAACCAAUCUGGUAUCGCAUCAACGCACGCACGACAGACAGCACACCAGGUAGAUUUUCUAUCGAGAGCAGCUCUCUUCAUAUCUUCUCUUUCACCUUCACGAAUUUCAAUUGAGAAGCACAGCAAGAUCGUCGUGGCUGAAGAUGGCCAGCGCGUUCAAUUGCCAGAAAACCUCACCGGGGCCAAAUCCUGGGAAACUCCUCACGUACUCGCUUUUCUAACAUCAUUCACCCACCCGAAGAAGCAAUCACCUUUCCCCGAGUCAAGCAUCAUAAGGGAGGAGACUCGCGGAAAUAUGAUGGAAGCCGAGCCUCAGGAAACCAUUGUGGAGCUUGAAACUAAGGCAGAGCGCGAGUCAUGGACUUAUCUUCCCUAUGUCUCCCAAGAUAAGGUUUUGCGUUUCCGCUGCGUACGUAAGGCCGCGGACACGAUGAUGUUUGCACUUCCCUUUGCUGCCUUCAUCAUGGUCCUCGCGGCUAUGCUUUUGAAUGCGAUGCGACACAGGACUCAUGAUCUUCGGAGAUGUAAGAUGGGACAGAUCCGCCUUGACGAUAAAGAGAUGGCAUUUCCUGAUUCCCCUGAAGGCAAAACCACAUAUGACUACCGACGAUAAGAGUCAAACAAUAUGAGGACUAGUGGGAUUGCUUUCUUUUGUUUUAU
Messenger RNA from Daldinia caldariorum, 1351 nucleotides. RefSeq lists its product as uncharacterized. The record is from RefSeq and is a predicted model, not a curated record. The transcript is spliced from 3 exons. The coding region runs from base 606 to 1304 and encodes 232 amino acids. Lineage: Eukaryota; Fungi; Ascomycota; Sordariomycetes; Xylariales; Hypoxylaceae.